Peronospora matthiolae is the source of this 4128-nucleotide messenger RNA. The record is from the annotation of a GenBank genome assembly. NCBI's taxonomy places the organism in Eukaryota, Oomycota, Peronosporomycetes, Peronosporales, Peronosporaceae.
AUGGAGGACGUGAACCCGUUCGAGCGGCCGGACUACGAGUCUCUGGCACUCGACAUGGGCGUGCGUCUAUGGCGAGUCGAGGUCUCACUGGCUGUGAAGAAGCUUUUGUCCCUUGGAAGCACGUACGAAGUCCACUACUCGCUCCCUCGUGGUCCCAUUGACAAGUUGCACUUAAGUACGGACUUAGGGCUCUCGGUGACUGCCACAAUGAAUUCGCACGUCUUUCAGGUGAACAAGGUCGAAGCUCCUCAGUACUCAAUGGACUUUGUGGACAAAGUGGGUGACAACGUGCAACACGGGAUGCCUAUUUGCACCGUGGAACCAGAUGAUUAUUUAGUCGGGAUGGCGUCGGAAGAUCUGCUUGUGUAUAGACGGAAUCUCAAGCAACUUUACAAGGACGUGGAGGCAUUUGGAUCUCAGGUCACUAUCAAACAAGAAGGCGAUCGAGCUGGAUGCCGGACGCUCGUGCUGCGUUUCGUGCGCUUGGGGGCAUCAAAGAAGGUGAACCUCGGACAAGCGCGUACUCACGGACAUCUCCUACGUCUUUUAGACAAUAUGGCUGCACACCAUCGGUUGCUGGCCAUUUGCUACGAUGAAUUGAUCAAGCAGGACCGACACAUAGUGCAACGACUGCACGCGGCCAAGAAGUUGCUGAUGUACGUGAAAGUGAUGACAGGUGAUAUGAGGAACACGUUAAUGAAGGAUCGAACGUUCCAGUUUGCAGACAAAUUUCGAGCGUGGUAUGCUGAAAUCACUAAAGAGCAAGACGAAAAGGGCAUUGAAUCUCUUGAUGAGGCCGUCGAUGAGCAGCCGGUAGAGAACAUGGUGGUCGAAAUGAGUCCGGAUCAAUUUGAUAGAAAUGGUUGCGACGAUAGCGGUUCGUCCGUCAGGUCGAUACUGCGCCAGAAAAGCUCGCAAUCGUCCUUGUCAAGUUUCGCGACAGCUAUCGUCCCAAAGAAGCGAGUGACGUUUGCUGCGAAUCUAACGCUUGGACCGACUGGCCCUGGUAGUGCCGUACACUCUGUAAAGUCCGAGCGCGUUUCAGUCACGGUUCCUUCGUUCGAUCAGGAACGGUUACGCGACGAAAGCAGCAUUUUCAAGACGAUUACAUCCCGUGCAGACGAAGGCCAAUCGUACCUUCUAGCUCUUAUUGGUCCUAAUGCCGACAUUGUAUCAUCACUUCGAGAACUGACAGCAGCUGUUCGAACUGUGUCCUCGCUGGCAAUAAACAAGGAACUCAUACUGGCACCAGGCCUUAAGCUUCAGUGCAAGGUGCAGGUAGAUGAGCCGAAUCAGUGUUCUGUCCGUGUCCGGUUAGGGCAUUUGUCAUUUGAUUGUACGGGUGCUACUGAUCAAGAUGCCACCAUUGGUGCGCUGUCGCGCCUCACGAGCGCGAUUGGCGAGCACCAAAGGUUGUACAUUGACAUGCUUUUGUACUUGAGAUCGCAAUUUGGCCUCUGUGCAGCCAACGAUACGCGCAAAGUGAAGGACGCAGCCUUUAGCUAUCUAGUCACAAAACGGAUUGUGCGGCUUCGGGAGAGGCCCAGCAGAAACCUCAACAAUGUGUUAACUUAUGACGUCGUGGCAUAUAUCCAAGAAUGUCCGCUUAUAUGUAGACGUGGCUCAUCCCUCCCUAGCACAAAAAGCGAAGUAGUCGAUGCACUCAUGAUGUUUCUGAUGGAAUUGGUCGACCAGUAUGACGAGAGCCUGAAACGCGACCGUGUGGUACAAAUCAAGAGCGAAAUAAAGUCAGUCACGACUGAAAAGAUCGAUGCCGAGGCCGACGUUGAAACCACAAACGAUGUCAAGAUGGAAGUCGUGCCCGAGAGCGCUGAGCACAUUGCUUCCCGAGAAGAGAGAGAGGCUGAGCUAAGGUCGCGUGGAAUUCUAGGAAAGCGACGCUAUGCGUUGGACGUAAACAUCUCCGAGAGCGAGCGUGGAGCUCCUCGUUCUCGCUUGUCGAAUGCGACCUUAGAAUUGAAAGCACCCGAUACGCGUGGUACUCAGCGAAAAGAUGGCCGCGUACCUUCUGUAAACGGAACGAACUUGUUUGUUGAGGAUCGACGUGGAUUGGGUCGCAAUCGCAAUACACGGGCGUCUCGCCCUGCGGAUGAAGUGGCAAAGGCAAAAUCUGUUGUGUAUCAAGAGUUGCUGAUGCUUCUUUUCCGACAUCGGGAGAAGGUAGUGGAAGCUGUUAAAACGAUUGUGUGGGAUCUAAGCGCGAGGUCCGACGCAAUCAAAUUCACGCCGAAUCUUACGAUCUUCUGGACCGCUACGAAGCUGGAAAAUGGGCUUGUCCGCUGUGUGCUCACUGCGGCAGAGAGUGUGGUUGGGGCUUGCGGGGAAGGACCAUCUAUUGAAAUUGCGAAGGACAGGGCAGCUUCGACAUUAAUCAAUACGCUGGAUGGGAUGAUCCAUACGUGGAGAGCAUUGGUUUCUACGUACAAAGAACGACUAGCUAAGACUCCAACAACUUUGAUGGCUGGGAAUGAGGUACAAGCCAAAAAUCGCGACAAGGUGUCGACAUCGGAAAAACUCGUUCCGCCCAUGUUCAUGUACUUCAUUAAAGUACGCGAUACACUAGCAAUUUCUACAUCGUGUCUGACCGCAAAAGAUGCAAAGCGUUCCGCUAAUGAAAGAUGGCGCGAUAUUUUGGAUUCGCUUGCUAAGAUGAAGUUCGCUACGUCACCAUUCCUCUCGAAUGGAAGCACGGAUAUGGCACAUACUACCACGAGGUCUCAAACUGUAGCGGCUGUCCAACCACGUCCGUUGGCAACUCCUCCAGUGAAACAGGCCAACCUUAUCUUGUGCAGUGACGAUGAGAUGGAUAACGAUGGCGAUGAUUAUGAUAGUGGCUCAGAUGGAGGAGGGUUCAGUGACGACGAUUGGGAUCCAUCAGCUGUCAAGGCUGCACCAGAUGCAAAUGUUGUGUCGAAAUCUGCAGUGUUUGAAAAUGAGCUAAAUAAGGAGUAUGAUGAGCAGUCCGAGUGUGGUCAAUCCCAUGAUGCAAGAUUCCGUGCCACAAUCCGGAGUCUAUUUACCCCAACGGACGAGUUAUGUGCUGGUAUUAACAGGCUUUGGGCGUCGCUCAAGUAUCGUGGAGCAGAACACAAAUUGAUUGUUCCUAAUGUAACGGCAAACAUAAAGAUGGAGCGCUUGCGUGAAGGUGUUUUUGAAGUCACGGUCGAUGUCAAUGAUGUCAUUCGCUUCAAAGCAUCGAAGAGGGCAAAGCCAGAUGCUUGCAAUGCUGCGGUCGAUGGAAUGCUGGACAAGCUGAACCGCGUUCGCUCGGUGUGGGCGCAGCUUCUUCAUUUUCUGGACGUAAAAUCUUUAUCUUACGUCUCGCCUAUUGACUCGUUUCGGGACCUCAAGUUAUCCGGCAUUGCCAAUAUUACAACUGUGGUGGAAGAACGACCUCGAUCAUCGUUCGGUCGUGCAUCUCGCUCACAACCAGGUGUUAGCUGCGUCGUAAGAGUAGAUGAUCAUGUGUUGUGUCAGGUAAUAUGGGAAACAGAAGCGGAAGCCCGUCGCUUAGCCGAAUGGAGGGCGGCACAGUUUAUGAUUGAUUUGAUUGACUGUGGGCUCGAUACGAAGCCGAUGAACGAAGGGGAUGAAAAGAUGGCAACUGAUGAUGGAGUAUCAAAGGUCGGUGGUUCUGUUGCUUGGUCAUGUCUCAUUCGGAUUCAGGACGCGUCCGAUACGUGCAAUAUCCAUGAGUUUCCGGUCGAUGCCUUUUGGUGCCAUACCCGCAACGGAAUGACACCCGACGACUUUCCAGAUAGUCGCAGCAUCGUGGCAGCACAGGAUGGAAUUGUGGGGAUGAGUCGAAUUGAGACCGAGAUCCGCAAUCUCCACGAAUCAGCGGUGGCGUUCUUCUACUUAGAAUCCGCGUAUGAUCACUGGAAGUUUGUGAGACAAAUGGUUCGUUAUGCGGACAAAAGGAAGCACAAUUCGCGUGUGCUUGCGCUGUCCAUUUCUCCGGCGUGUCUAUACAACAUGUAUCUGAUUCCGCCAGGGGCAUCCAUAAACAGCGAGCACAAUUCAUACUGGCCGGAAAAGGCGCUACCGCGCACUGGAAUUGAUCGUAAGAGCGUGGUUGGAUUUUUGACAAAGAAGAAAAUUAGAUGA